CUUUUCUUUUUUGUAUCGAAAAUAUUAAUUUGUUUUAAUUAUGUUGCAGAUGGCCAGGUUGUUACCUUUAGUCAAGUUGUUCUGGAAGUUAUGAGGCAUCUUGAAGGAGCCUAUGCCCUUAUUUUCAAAAGUUCGCAUUACCCUAAUGAAUUGAUUGCGUGCAAGCGUGGUAGCCCACUGCUCCUAGGUGUUAAAGAAAUGACAGAAAAUAAGGAGAAUGGUUCUGCAUUUGAUGACAACAAAACCCUAUCAAAAGAUGGAGGCCCCAAGGAAUUGUUUUUGUCUAGUGACGCCAAUGCUGUGAUUGAGCAUACAAAAAAAGUGCUAGUUAUUGAAGAUGGUGAAGUAGUUCAUCUCAAGGAAGGGGGGGUUUAUAUUUUGAAGUUUGAAAAUGACAAGGGAGAACGUGUUGCUUCUCCUACAAAAAUUGCUUGAACAUUAUAUGCAGAAGGAAAUUAAUGAGCAACCAGAAUCUCUAACAACCACUAUGAGGGGGAGGCUUAUACUUAGAGGAUCUAGCAAAUCCAAGUCUGUUUUGCUGGGUGGACUAAAGGAUCACCUCAAAACAAUUAGGCGGAGUAGAAGGAUACUUUUCAUUGGUUGUGGUACAAGUUAUAAUGCUGCUUUGGCAGCAAGGCCUAUCUUAGAAGAACUUACUGGUAUUCCUGUCACUAUGGAGAUUGCUAGUGAUCUACUGGAUCGGCAGGGCCCAAUAUACAGAGAAGAUACAGCUGUUUUUGUUAGUCAGUCCGGUGAAACUCAUGACACACUAGUUGCACUGCAAUAUGCUUUAGACAAUGGUGCAUUAUGUGUUGGAAUAACAAACACUGUGGGUAGUGCAAUUGCAAGGAAUACUCAUUGCGGUGUUCAUAUAAAUGCUGGUGCUGAGAUAGGUGUAGCAAGUACCAAGGCAUACACAAGUCAAAUAGUGGUGAUGGCCAUGUUAGCUCUUGCAAUAGGAGGUGAUACACUCUCCAAUCAAGCUAGAAGAGAAGCCAUAAUAGAUGGUCUAUUUGACUUGCCAAAUAAAGUCAGAGAGGUGCUGAAGCUUGAUCAGGAAAUGAAAGAUCUCGCAAAGCUAUUGAGUGCUGAGCAGUCACUUCUUGUCUUUGGGAGAGGAUACAAUUACGCAACUGCUCUGGAGGGAGCUUUGAAAGUAAAGGAAGUGGCACUUAUGCACAGUGAGGGGAUACUUGCUGGUGAAAUGAAGCAUGGUCCUUUAGCAUUAGUGGAUGAAACUCUCCCAAUUGUUGUUAUAGCCACGCGCGAUGCUUGCUUCAGCAAGCAGCAGUCUGUUAUUCAGCAACUUAUUGCCCGCAGAGGCCGCCUGGUAGUUAUGUGUUCAAAAGGGGAUGCUUCUUCUGUAAGCCCUAGUGAAACUGUUAGGGUAAUUGAAGUUCCACAAGUUGAGGACUGUCUUCAACCUGUUAUUAAUGUAGUUCCCUUACAGUUACUGGCAUAUCAUCUCACUGUACUGAGGGGAUUCAAUGUUGACCAGCCACGUAAUCUUGCCAAGAGUGUCACUACACAGUAGACUCAUGGAUUCCACUUCCUUCCUUGGAUUCUGACAAAAAUUGAAAUAGAGGCCCUCUUUAUUGUUCUUUUGUGUGAUGAUUUCUGAUGAUGAAUAGACCUUUUUUGAGUUUGACAUUUUUUGAGGGUACUAUACAUACUAAAGCAUUGUAAAUUACUGAUAGAUGUAGGCGGAUUGUUCCAUCAAUAGAGCCAGCUUUUCAUGAGGACGAGAGCAGAACAUGAACCAUUUACUCUGAGGUAUUUGAAGAAUUUAUUCAGUAUGGUUAUUAUAACUUUGAUGUACUAUUAUAUACCAAAAUCUGGGAAUGGAAACCUUCUCUGUUGCAUAGGCUUGGUUAUGUAGAAAAGAAAAUAUCGGGUUCUGUAGUCAGAGGUGUUUACACGUUUGUUCUAGCAUCUUUCUUUCUAUCUAUCUAUUUUUAUUAUAUAAAAAUUGAUACAAAUUUAUUAAUUAUUAUAAAAUGAGCUUAUGACAUAUUGGUUUA
Messenger RNA from Arachis duranensis, 2021 nucleotides. RefSeq names its product glutamine--fructose-6-phosphate aminotransferase [isomerizing] 1. The record is from RefSeq and is a predicted model, not a curated record. Gene Ontology annotation, biological process: fructose 6-phosphate metabolic process; protein N-linked glycosylation; UDP-N-acetylglucosamine metabolic process. Gene Ontology annotation, molecular function: carbohydrate derivative binding; L-glutamine:D-fructose-6-phosphate transaminase (isomerizing) activity. Lineage: Eukaryota; Viridiplantae; Streptophyta; Magnoliopsida; Fabales; Fabaceae.